This is a messenger RNA of Ricinus communis (castor bean), 1394 nucleotides long. Its product is annotated as NADH kinase. Lineage: Eukaryota; Viridiplantae; Streptophyta; Magnoliopsida; Malpighiales; Euphorbiaceae. The record is from RefSeq and is a predicted model, not a curated record. The transcript is spliced from 5 exons. The coding region runs from base 150 to 1088 and encodes 312 amino acids. Gene Ontology annotation, biological process: NADP+ biosynthetic process; NAD+ metabolic process. Gene Ontology annotation, molecular function: NAD+ kinase activity.
AAGUCUCCCGUGACAAAAAAGGUAAACAUUAGGGUCAUAUUUGACCCUUUUCCCAUUACAAAAACAACACUAGUUUAAAAGCUGAAUUAUGUAUUUUGCCAAAUCAAAAACGUUUCCUUAUUACUCUCAGUGCUUUGCCCACGAGAGAGAUGGCGAUACGACGGCUAUUGUUGCUCUUGAAACCAUUCGACGUGUACCCAGUUGGCCAAUCUAAGAAUAUCCCUCGCAUGACCAAUUCUCAGGUUUUACAUUAUCUGGAUAACCGGCGUAAGGUUCACAAGGAUGCCAUUAACUUCUGUCAGGAUAUAUUGCGGCAGAAGUCGAUUGAUUGGGAACCUAUUUUUCGCAUUAAUUUAUCAAAACCAAUUAAUGAUUUCGAUUUAGUUGUUACUAUCGGUGGUGAUGGCACUCUUUUGCAAGCAAGCCAUUUCAUGGAUGACUCAGUUCCAGUUCUAGGGGUGAACUCAGACCCCACACAAGUUGAAGAGGUGGAGCAAUUCAGUAGUGAUUUUGAUGCUACUAGAAGUACUGGCUAUCUAUGUGCAGCUACUGUGAAGAACUUCGAGCAAGUGAUAGACGACAUCCUUGCUGGUCGAAAACUUCCUUCUAAUUUGUCGAGGAUUUCAGUAAGUAUAAAUUCGCAACUGCUGUCAACAUAUGCUCUUAAUGACACCCUGAUUGCACAUCCAUGUCCGGCAACAGUUUCACGGUUUUCCUUCAAAGUCCAGACGGAUGGUGAAUCAUGUACUCCAUUAGCAAAUAGCAGAUCAAGCGGUCUUAGAGUCUCAACUGCUGCUGGAUCAACCGCAGCAAUGCACUCAGCAGGCGGAUUUGUCAUGCCCAUUUUGUCUCAGGACCUCCAGUACAUGGUGAGAGAGCCUAUUUUACCUCAAGCAGCCAUCUCUAGUUUGAUGCAUGGGAUGAUAAAAUCAGGUCAGUCGAUGGAAGCCAUAUGGUUUUCUGAGAAGGGUGUAAUAUAUAUUGAUGGCUCUCAUGUAUGUCAUGCUAUACAAUAUGGGGAUACCCUUAAAAUAUCUUCCGAGGCCCCAGUUUUGAAAGUUUUCUUGCCUGACCAUAUGUUAUCAUAGAAUGGACGCAAACCCAGUUGGCAUUUGUAAAUAUUAUUCUAGAGUAAGAUUCGUAAAACAUGAAAAUUUCAUAAAUAUGGUCGAUAUGUUAAUAUGAAAAUGCCCAAUAGAGUUCUAGUCCAUACAAGUACAGGUGAUACUGAUAUCAUGCCUGCUGGUUUUAUCAAUGCUGUGUAAAUUCUGACGGAGAAUCUCUACCCUACCAAAGAUUGGAAUAGAUUUAGGUAUAUCCCAUUACACAGCCUCCAAAUUUUAUUACAUUAUGAUAUUAAGCUAUUCAAGUAAAAGAGUAGUUCUAUUAAGCUA